Molecule: messenger RNA, 2328 nt
Organism: Colletotrichum navitas
Lineage: Eukaryota; Fungi; Ascomycota; Sordariomycetes; Glomerellales; Glomerellaceae
Product: major facilitator superfamily transporter
Exons: 7
Coding region: 406-1884 (492 amino acids)
Biological process (GO): transmembrane transport
Cellular component (GO): membrane
Molecular function (GO): transmembrane transporter activity
Source: RefSeq, a predicted model, not a curated record
CGCAACAAAACCAAAGGAGGAAAAACUAGCUGGUCGGAUCGGAACCGAAGCCGCCUGCUCUUCAGAGAUUUUUUGGUUUUGCUUGGAGGCGAAACCCCUCAUUUACUUGCUUACCCAGUUCCAAGUCUCCUUUAUAAUCCUUGUAACCGUUAAGGCUUAGAUCAACCUUUUAGAUUUGCUUUUGUUUUUGGCCUUAUCUCCAAACCUAGAGAGCUUCAGUCACCAGGAACAAAUAACUAAACAACGUCCAACAGCAAACUCUAUCAGCCGAAAUACCGACGUCGUUGCCCACCGCCGAUGCCGGCCUCUCUUACGAGCCUCGCACGUUGCACGUUUCAUGGCCUCUUACCGUAACUUCAUUACUAUCGACAAUAACCCGCACAGGUUGAGUUGGCGCCGCCCGGUAUGCCUUCUCGCUCUGCUUCACUUGAUCAACAAGACAACCACGGUCUCGUGGUACGGGUGCCUGACAGUGCUUCGGGUGCAGCCGAUAAUAAGAAGAAUGACGACUCUACAGAGGACCCUACCGUCCAGCAGCCGCGCGACCCUGUAGAGUUCAAGGAAGGCGGCUAUGGAUGGGUCGUCGUUGGAUGUGUCUUUCUCACCAAUGCUCACACCUGGGGCUUGAAUUCAUCCUACGCCGUCUUCCUUGCAUACUACCUUCACUCUGGAGCAUUUCCUGGCGCCAGCCCGAUUGACCUGGCUUUCGUCGGCGGCUUAUCCUUUUCUGUGGCUCUGCUCAUUUCCCCGAUCGUCACCUUUUGCAUCCCCCGCAUCGGAACCCAAGCUUCUCUCGGCAUCGGCGUCGUGGUCCAAGCCGUCGCCCUUAUCGGCGCCUCGUUCACGACUGAAAUAUGGCAUCUCCUCCUCUCUCAAGGCAUCGGCUUCGGCGUGGGAAUGGGGUUCACCUUCAACUCCACCGUCGGUCUCGUUCCUCAGUGGUUUGUUGUCCGCCGUUCAUUCGCCAACUCCAUCGCUACCGCCGGCUCCGGCUUUGGUGGCCUCAUAUAUUCACUUGGCACCAACGCCAUGAUCCGUAACAUUAGCCUGCCAUGGGCGUUUCGCAUCCUUGCGAUUUUAUCCUUCACCGUCAACGGUGCCUGCUGUCUGAUGGUCAAGGACCGCAACAAGGCUCUCGGCAGCGUGCACAUACCAUUUCACAAGGACAUCUUCAAAAGGGGUGAAUUUUGGCUGUGUUUGUCUUGGGGCUUUUUUGGGUUGUUCGGAUAUGUGAUAUCUGUCUUCUCGCUAGCGGACUAUGCCCAGACUGUUGGCUUCAGUGCCAGUCAGGGGUCGAUCGUAUCGGCGGUAUUUAAUUUAUCUCAGGGUAUCGGACGCCCCGUCAUCGGCCUAGUCAGCGAUCGCUUCGGCCGCAUCAACGUUGCUGGGCUUGGCACCCUUAUCGCUGGCCUCGCAACAUUCUUCAUCUGGAUCUUCGCCGGGAAGCACGCCGUGGGCAUCAUCUUCUUCGCACUUUUCGGCGCCUUUUCUGGCGUGCUCUGGACGACCGUCGCACCUGUUGCUGCCGAAGUUGUCGGAAUCCAGCUCCUCCCGUCGGCAAUGUCCUUAUUCUGGAUGGUUCUCGUCAUCCCAGCAACCUUUGCCGAGCCUAUUGCUCUGACGAUCAAGACUUCCGGUAUCGACGCCUACUUGAACGUUCAGGUGUUCACGGGCUUUAUGUACAUUGCGGCCUUCCUAUCAAUCUGGUUUCUUCGCGUUUGGAAAAUCCGGCAAUUGGAGAAAAUUGCUCUGUCGGAAGAACAGGAAGAAGAUGUCCUGCACAACAACGAUGCUGCCUCUUUGACGACUUCGCGACGCACUAGGCCUAAGCUAAGCAUCAUCAAGUCUAUAUGGAAAGGCAUGCUAAAUGUGCAGCGUGUUUGAAAAAAUACUCUCCGGAGAACAAGUCAAUAGUUAAUUAUUCUGUAUAAUGUCCAGUAGAAUCAAUACUGGUGUACUACACACCUGAGUAUGUUAUUGUUCAAUUUCCCUCAUCUCAGCCCAUCAGCCUCCAGAACCCAGGGAUAAAGCUCGCCAUCAACCCUCGAAUCACUCUAUAUAAGAUUUCAAAACCAUAUCUCGAAAAGCCCUUCUUGGCCAGAUUUGAAGUAACACCAACCGCCCCAAUCUCUUCAUACGCCUCGUUCAUCGCCAACUCUGCAAACGCUGCGCCGAGGUCUGCAUACGACACUGCAAGGCCUACCGACUCAGCGCUAAUGGUAUACCCGCUCUCUUCUUCCUCAAUAAUUGCCGGUGGCUGUAUGAGCAGCAACUUCAACAGUUCCGGCUCGGAUUGCAAUGUCUCGUGCGCCCUGAGAAGGUCUGCGU